Molecule: messenger RNA, 10467 nt
Organism: Synchiropus splendidus (mandarinfish)
Lineage: Eukaryota; Metazoa; Chordata; Actinopteri; Syngnathiformes; Callionymidae
Gene: lrrc7
Product: leucine rich repeat containing 7
Exons: 34
Coding region: 678-5630 (1650 amino acids)
Biological process (GO): neurotransmitter receptor transport, endosome to postsynaptic membrane; neurotransmitter receptor transport postsynaptic membrane to endosome
Cellular component (GO): adherens junction; postsynaptic membrane; postsynaptic density
Molecular function (GO): protein binding
Source: RefSeq, a predicted model, not a curated record
GGAGCAGGAAGCGAGAAAGAGAAUUCACAAGUACUGCAAUCCGCUCCUGUUUGUUCGUCUCUCCACAUGAUCCCGGCGCAGCUUUCAGCAUCCAUCUGUGGAGCCGUGCGGACUCGCCACUUCUGGUCCUCCGACUGCGGGCCAAUCAGCGAUGGCAAGGCGGGCGGGCCCAGCGGUUCCCUAGGUUACCUGUGUGAUUGACGUGCAGCCUCCUGCAGUGGAGCCGUGCAUCGCCGAUGCUCCUCUGGAGAGCGAUCUGGAGGAAUCACCGGAGCUGGAGGAAUGCUGAUCAUCUGAAGUCCUGCUUUCUCCUCGCCGGCGGGGACGAGAUGGAAGAAGCCGGCUGAAGCCGGAGCAAGAAGAGGCGCCCCGAACUGAAGGUGGAUCCACCGAAAAACCUCAUGAAUCCAGCUGAGGACAAAUCGACGAGCAAAUCAUCUGAGGAUUUUCAGGAGGGCACAGACUAGACGGCGGGACCAUGGUCACCUGGACGUCGCACCCAUAAGGCCACCCCAGGGCCCAGAGGGGGGAGAAACCAGGAGCAGAGAUGAACUUGAGCUGGCGUCGGCAGUCACCUGGGGAUCUAACCUUCACCCAACACUAAUCUCCAGGGCGACGGGCAAGUGGACCGCGACCUCCUCUUCAACCAUCUCGACGGCAAAGUCCAGUGUCUGGAAAUGACCACGAAGCGGAAGCUGAUCGGACGGCUGGUGCCCUGCCGAUGUUUCCGAGGGGAGGAGGAGGUGAUCUCGGUGCUGGACUACUCUCACUGCAGCCUGCAGCAGGUGCCCAAGGAGAUCUUCAGCUUCGAGAGAACUCUGGAGGAACUCUACCUGGAUGCCAACCAGAUCGAGGAACUACCAAAGCAACUCUUCAACUGCCAAGCCUUGAAGAAGCUGAGCAUGCCAGACAACGACCUGUCCAACCUGCCCACCACCAUCGCCAGCCUGGUCAACCUCAAGGAGUUGGACAUCAGCAAAAACGGUAUCCAGGAGUUUCCAGACAACAUCAAAUGCUGUAAAGGUCUGUCAGUGGUGGAAGCCAGUGUCAACCCCAUCACCAAACUCCCAGAUGGUUUCACGCAGCUCCUGAAUCUGACCCAGCUCUUUCUCAACGAUGCCUUCCUGGAGUAUCUGCCGGCCAACUUCGGCAGACUCUCCAAACUACGGAUCCUGGAGCUCAGAGAGAACCAUCUGAAGACGAUGCCAAAGUCCAUCCACAGACUGACCCAGUUGGAGCGGUUGGAUCUGGGUAGCAACGAGUUUUCUGACAUGCCGGAAGUAUUGGAACAGAUUCACAACCUGAAGGAGCUGUGGAUGGACAACAACUCGCUGCAGUCCAUACCAGGGUCCAUAGGGAAGCUCCGGCAGCUACGCUACUUGGACUUGGCAAAGAAUCGUAUUGAGACUUUGGACAUGGACGUCUCCGGCUGCGAGGCCUUAGAAGAUCUGCUCCUCUCCUCCAACAUGCUGCAGCGUCUCCCGGACUCCAUAGGAAUGCUAAAGAAGCUGACGACGCUGAAGGUAGACGACAACCAGCUGAACUCACUGCCAAACAGCAUCGGGAGUGCGAAGCCCAAGCACGGCCUGUCUCUGUUGGAGGAGCUGGACUGCAGUUGUAAUGAGCUCGAGUCGUUGCCCCCCACCAUCGGCUACCUGCACAGCCUGCGGACCUUUGCUGCUGAUGAGAACUUCCUGACAGAGCUUCCCCGUGAGAUCGGCAACUGUAGAAACGUGACGGUGAUGUCGCUGCGCUCCAACAAACUGGAGUUCCUGCCCGACGAAAUCGGACAAAUGACCAAACUGAGAGUCCUGAACCUGAGCGACAACAGGUUGAAGAAUUUGCCGUUUACCUUCACAAAGCUGAAGGACCUGGCAGCUCUCUGGCUCUCUGACAAUCAGUCGAAGGCUCUGAUACCGCUGCAGACCGAAGCCCACCCUGAAACCAAACAGAAGGUUCUGACCAACUACAUGUUUCCCCAGCAGCCUCGGCACGACGAAGACUACCAGUCAGACAGCGACAGCUUCAAUCCGACUCUGUGGGAGGAGCAGAGGCAGCAGAGGAUGACUGUGGCCUUCGACUUCGAGGACAAGAAGGAAGAGGAAGACCAGUCUGGAAAGGUCAAGGUGGAGAUCAACCUAAAGCGCUACCCGACUCCAUAUCCAGAGGACCUGAAGAACAUGGUGAAGUCGGUGCAAAGCCUUGUGGGUAAGAAUGUUCACGGCGGGCACCAGCACCAUCACCAACAUCAGCAGCAGCACCAGCAUCAGCACCAGCUGACCACCGGCACAGCCACCUCCGCCGGGACCAACAUGGAGCUCACGCACCACAGCAAAGAGCCGUACGAGCCACCGUGGCCGCUGCCUCCAAAAGAAGUGACAGACAGAGAGAUGCAGGACUUCUCUCAGACGCAGAUUAUGGAUCAGGGAUCAAUGCACAACUCUGGCAUCGACAUUCCCAAGAGGAAGGACAAGGAGGAUUUGACAGAGAGCUCAGAGGACUCAAUGGGAGGUUCGCCCAAUGACAUACGCAUCUCCGACAUGAGACCCACCCUGGUGGAGCCCCCCAUGUACAAGCCCAAGGUGGUGCUGCUGGGCAAGGAUAAGAAAGAGUCCACAGACGAGGAGGUGGACAAGCUGCACUGUCUGAAUCACAGUGGCUCCUCGGCCACCUACUCCGACUACUCUCCCUCGCAGGGCUCCUCCGGCUCCUCCAACCCGCCGGCCAACACGCACUCACACGCUUCACACAACCUCACACACCAACACAAUCCUGCACUGCCGGUUCCCAGCAAGGACCAAGCGCCUCAGACACACUGGACGAACAGACUGGCCCAGUCCUUCCCGAAGCCCAUUGACUCCAAGCCCCUGCUGUCUCAAAGAGAAACCCCUCCAUCAGGGACACUCCAGCAACGCGGCGACCGCCGCCCUCUGAGCGAGCCCUUCGACUGGUCCGAGGCUCCGCACUAUGACAACACUGGAUUUGACGCUGAGGAGUCGCCUAUGGACCCGUCGUCUUCCAAUACCAGCCAGGGAAACCCACCGCUGGGCUCCAAACCUCGCCAGUCCUCUCACGGCCGCCGGCCCCUCAUGAGGCAGGAGAGGAUCGUUGGAGUCCCUUUGGAGCUGGACACGCAGACCCUCCCCUUCCAUGGAAACCAGCGCUCUACGCCAGACAACGACCCACAAGGGUCAGGUCUGCCCUCCCAGAACCCUUGGCAGAAUUGGACCCGCACACCAAGUCCACUGGAGGACAGGACUGCCUUUCCUUCCAAGCUGGAUAUGACUCCCUCAUCCAGCCCAAACCCUGACCGGAAGACAAAAGACUCACGGAUGGAACAGGGUUCUGGACCUCUGCCCGGCAGCUGGUCCUACCACGACAAUCAGAGCGACCAAACCAGGAAAGAUCAGUUGACAGUCAGCGGGGGAAACAAGGUCACUGUGGUGAUGAGCAAAAGCUCCGACCGCCUGUCGCCCAUGAUGAAGGAGACCAGGUCCAAGUUCAAGAAGUCACAGAGCAUCGAUGAGAUCGACAUUGGCUCGUAUAAAGUUUACAGCAUUCCCAUGGACAGUUACAGCUCCUCCAUCGAGCAGCAGACCAGUUUGGACCGCCAAGAACUGCCCGGUUCACUGGAGCAGACCAACAUGUCCCGCUCUCAGUCGGCACCCAUGCUGGAUGAUGAGCUGGUGUUUCCAGGACAUGGCAACCAGAACCAGCAGGGCCACAACCAAAAACCCUCUGUACCACAGAAGGCCUACCACUUUGACCAGAACUACAACCCACAGGUCACCAUGGACCGUCGAGCCCCGCCUCCAUUCCCCAACACCCCCGAUUACAUCAACCACUCGACCAAAGCCCUGGAGUACAUCAGCCAGCCGGGGAAGACGUUACCGAAGGAGCUGGUGAGCCCUCGGUAUCGAGCCUACCCUCCUCUGGAGAUGUUUUCAUUCCCCCAGUCGCCCAUCAACCAGGACGGCCUCCCCACACAGCAACAGCCCAUCCCAGCGCAGCGCUCCAGGCCCGGCUUCCUGAGGAGAGCCGACUCUCUGGUGAGCUCCACCGAACUGGCUUUGUUCCGCAGAGUCCACGAAGCCCAGCAGGAGGCGCUGCAGGAAGCUCAGUACAGGCAGCAGGCGGACCCUCCUCUCUACAGCCGAGCCAUCGCCUACUCCAGCCCCAUGGAGCACUCCAACCUCAGCAACAUGGCCGACAACCAGAGCCAGAUGAUGCACAACAAGAGAAAUGGUCGCUAUGAUGAUGACUACACCAACUACCAGGACCAGAAGAAGCCCAUGAUCGGUUACCCGACCAAGAGCCUGACUCAGAGACGCCCCCUGUCUGCCAGGAGCUACAGCACUGAGACGUAUGGGGCCUCUCAGGCCCGUCCGGUGUCAGCACGUCCAACGAUGGCUGCCCUCCUGGAGAAGAUGCCCCCCGAUUACACCCUGGCCACCUGUCCUGAGAAACCCUCGGAGGACACCAUCAAGGUUCGCCCGGUCGUGCCACAGAAGCCAGAAGACAUCACGUCCAAGAUGCCCGCCGACUGGCGCCAACAGCUGCUCAGGCACAUCGAGGCCAAGCGACUGGACAGGAGUGGUGUCCUAAAGCACAACACGCUCACGCUGGGCAUGCUCUAUCAGGGCGGGGGUCACGGCCAGGGGCGCAGCAGCACUUUGAACUUUAACCUAUACAAUAACACUAAGCAUGAGCCCCCUGCUGGCCGCUGGCUGCCACUACCUCCUCCUCCUCCGCCUGCUAACGCCACUCCAUCUCUGCAGGCCGCAAUACUGGACAACGACCAGGAGGUGGUGACAGGGAACAGUCAGUGGGCUCCGUACUCACUGGGCAGGAGGGACGUCCCUCCAGACAACCUCAUGAAAAAGGGAGGGCAUCCCCACAACCCGUCCCAUCAGCCACACAACGCCAUGAUCGUGACGUCGUCCUCGUCCUCCUCAUCCACCACUCCUCAUCGCGUGGUCACGCAGCAGGGCUACGACAGCGGGAUGAUGAACAAGGCCAACCAGUACCAGCCUGGGAUGCCUCUGUCUGUCGUCCCGGCCGGUGGCCAGUAUCAAGGCAACAUGUCGCAAGCCCUAACUUCUCAGGGUCAAGUGUACCAGAGCGCCGGGCUCCCCAUGUCACUGUCCUCGUCUGGGAACCAGCCCCAGUAUGACUCUCACAGCUCCCACUCCUCACAUCAGGCUUCCACCAACCCACAGUACCAUAGCAACCAGGGCAUGGUCCAUAGCAACCAGGUUGUUAUGACCACUCACACGAACCCGCGGCCUCAGAGCGCUCGCUGCCUGCUGCAGACGAAGGGGCAGAAGAGCACGGACGGUUUCCAGGACCAGUUGUGUGUACGAAUAGAGAAGAAUCCCGGUCUGGGUUUCAGUAUCUCUGGGGGCAUCAGCGGUCAGGGGAACCCGUUCAAGCCCUCCGACAUGGGUAUCUUUGUUACUAGGGUACAGCAUGACGGGCCCGCUGCUGCCGCCCUACACCCUGGAGACAAGAUUCUGCAGGCUAACGGACAUAGUUUUUUACACAUGGAGCACGAGACAGCCGUCUCACUGCUGAAGAGUUUCCCACGGAUGGUGGACUUGGUGGUUCUGAGGGACAGCAGCACGCACUAGGCUUAGUUUCAUAGCAGACAAACACACAACACGGCUUCUCCCUUCUGCUCCUCAUCCCACCUUUUAACCCCACCUGCUGGAGGCUUGUGGGACCCGAACAUGAGCCUUUAAAAAAACAAAAAAAAAAAGGAGAUCUGCCUCUUGCUGGACCAAAGGCGAUUAUGAGUGCCAAAUGUACCCCGAGGAAACACACGUCGGGCAACUGACUGUCGGCUGGAUGGAAAACCCGAGCUGCUGUCGUUUGGAUUUACUCCUGGUUUCUAUUGCAGGCGCCUUCUGACUGACUGGAAUUUGGGGGUGUUGUUUCCUUUCUUCAUUGUUGUUCAUGCCCCCGACACACUACACAACUUUAACCCUCAAACAUCAGAUGGUCCACACCUGAUACCACCACUCCAGAAGAACACACUGGAGGGAAUUGUGACACCUUUAGUCACAUCAUCGUGGCAACAGCUACUUCCUGCUACAUUCUUCUGUAUUUCAACUUUAUUUUUUAUUCUUUUUUUUUUUUUUUAGCAAUAAGUCGGAAAUCGCCCUGUUUGAAGGAUUUAUACAGUCAGCAAAGUUGAUGAUCAUUUUCUUACGUGUUACAGGUUUUGGAAAACUAUUGAAAUUUUAGACUUGGAAGUCAACAUGUGAUUUGUUAUAUCUGAGGUGAAAUAAUGUCCUCGUGUAAAUAUCGAUGGAGAGACCGGAUGCGCUUGUCAGUGGUGACGCGACCAGGAACCUUCAGCUUUCUCCAGCUGAACCACAUUUGUUUGGAGUUGUUGGAGUGUUUGAGUGACAGUUUUCAUAUUCAGAUUGGAGCCUCUAUACAUUAUUAGUAAAUUAGUGAAUAUUUUUUCUCCGUUCUGGUAUAAAAUAUAAAGUCACAUGGGAUAUCUGUAUAUAUUUUUAUUUUUAUUUAUUCAUUUUAUUUUUUGUUUUGAGGUGCAGCUGAUCGGUCAUGUAUUUUUCUGCGGGUAACUUGUUUCAUCUGUUACUGUUUUUCCCUAGCCAUUUUCCAUUGUGGAAUUCAUUUUAUUUAAUUUUAUUUAUUAUUUUUUUUUCUUUCACUGAUAUGGUAUGGUCGUUUUUUUCCCCCAUCCUGAUGCAUUUUUGUUUAGGUUUUAGCUUUUCACCUUCAAUUUUGUUCUUUUUAUUAGCUACUACCUUAUUUUAUUUUUUAUUUAUUUACUUUUAUUUAUUUGUUUUAUGCUGUGGUUUGUUUUAGAAAUUGACUUCAUUUGCCUACUGUUCACAUUGAAUCUUUGUCGCAAACAAGUUGGCAUUUUAUGUUGUUGUUUUUUUUUCUAUUAUUUUUUCUAGUAUUUUUUUAUUAUUAUUAUUUUUAAUUGUUAUUUUUGUUAAGAUUCAGUCAUGGCUAUGCUCACCUCAUCCAUUUCUGCUGCAUGAGUCCCAACAACUGCAGCUGCUUCCACUGGUCUCUUCUCACUUCAGCUGAAUCCAAACUUGGUUUUGAGUGACUGGUCCAGACCUUUGAACAUCAAAUGAAACAAGUGCGGGGCAGAUUUCCGACUUGGGUUCGUCCGCGUGCGUUUGAAUGUCGGUCGUAGAAUUUUGGCUUCCCACGUGUGUGGAGUCAGUGUUGUGCAGGGGAACACUUCAGUCUCAUACGUCCUCGCUGUGCCACUAACCUUUCAAACAAUGGCUUCUUAAAGUUGUGUAGUGUCGGUCAGCGUUAUUCCGUGGUGUUUUUCCAAAUGAUUUGCUGGCUGUGUUGUUCUCCAUGUUUGUUGGCUGCUUCUCGCCUAUUCUUACACUUUGAUUCUAGUUUGUGUUUCACGCUCUGCUGUUGCCUCCUGGUGUACAUAGAUAUUAAGACUCUUCUGCCUUGUGUAAUUAUACAGCGCCGCUGCAAUUAUGGUUAUGACAUUGUAAAGAACUCUUCUCGGAGCGUACGGGGACGAAGGCAUCCACAAGAGACACUGUCUUGUACGUUCAUUCUCAUCAGCGCUUUUCCGUCGACGCUGCGCUGAGAAGAGCUCCAAGCAAUAUUUCUGCCCGGUCAGCACUUUCUGUUUAACGGCGCCCGAGCUGCGCUGCAGUGCCAUCUAAUGAGCAACUCAUGCUAAUGUUUACACCAAACCGUUCGUACACCGCUGCACAGUGAGCCCUCUUUAUGCAUCGGGACCCACUGUGCGUCUGAUCUUGUUUGUAGACAUUUUCUACUGUUGUUUACUGGCUCCGUGUGGGGCCACGACCCGGAUUUAGAUGAGCUUCGUCUGCACCAUUCCCCACGACUUACAGUGGCCACAGAAUCACGGAGCGUGGAGGAAGCAUUGCGUGGCAUGAGAGCUCACCGUGAGUGACGGAUGUGGGAGGGACCUUGGGACUGAGCCGUGGUUUUGCCUGUGUGUGUGUGUGUGUGUCUCAGAGGGAUCUCUGCCCUUUUGCCAGUGACUUAUGAUGAGAGUGACAGAGUCAUGUUGAAGAGACAACUUUGUGUGUGGGAUAUUUGGAUGUGCCUCAGGCCAGUGCUGGUGUGUGUUGAUAUUAGGGAUGCUCUGGUCGAUCGGUCACCGAUCAUGAUCGGCCGAUAUCAGCGUGAUCGGUGAAUGCUGAUCACUACCUGUCAUUGCUGAUCGCGACAGCCGCUCCUCCCUGCUCGCUGCUCACUCAGCAGCAGCGUGUCUGCUACGAAGGUUCUUUCAAUCUGUCAUGUAAAGUUAGCAUCCUGUGGCACAUGGGAAAAUGCUGUGCAGGGAAGCGCCUUCAAAUUAAACCCACCAUUUCAAGCUCCAGCACUAGACGCAGCACGGAGAGUUUUCUGGGCUCAUGAAAGUGAGAGUGGUUCCUCAGCAGCAGGCUGAAGCUUAGCAACACCCGCCGGUCCGAGCGUGACAUUCGAAAUGCUAAGAAAUAAUGAUUAAUUUCACCGAGCCAGAUGAGCAGCCUUUCCCAGGUGUCGUUUACGCCGAGACUGAAAUGGAAAUGCCCGGAUCCAUCGCCGUUUUGGAGUCAGGUGCAGCGUUUGUGACUCUAAAAUGUUUGAAAACGUCCACAGUGGAAACUCUCAUAAAUGCAGUGCUCUCUGUUUUGGAGUUACAAACUCAUUGUCAAUCCAUGUGAUCGGUAUCGGCUGCAAAAAUCUUGAUCGUAGCAUCCCUAGUUGAUAUGUGUGUGAGAAAAGAGUCUCAGUGUGUGAAUGAGCGACCUCUGUGGGUGGGAGCAAUGUGUGAUGGGACAUGUGUUUUUGUUCGUAAGAAAACGGUGUGUCUGUGUAUCAGGUGUGUGUGUACAAAGGAGUACUUGUAUAGCUGUCCUUGCUGGGACAAAUUAUUGGAAUCACACCUACUUGUGAGGACAUGUUUUGCCCCUUGUCCCCUGAAGUCCAAGCCUCAGUUUUUGAGGAUAAAACCUUCAAAAUGAUUGGGUUUCAGUUUGGAUCAUAGUCCUGGUUAAGGUUUGCCGUUUGGUUUGGAUGGUGAAGUUAAGAGUGAGAGGCUGGGGAAAGGGAUACGGCAAUGAGACGUCCUCCAAGGACAGAGAUAUGCAUGUGUGUGGGGGAUUGUUCUUGUUAGGACCAUUUCUGGUAAAAACACCUCCUUUUGAGGACAUUUAGUGUUGCCGGUCCAAACAAGGUUAAACCCAAAUUUGAGGAUGACAACGUCAAAAUGACUGGGUCAUUAUAAUUGGAUUUUAGAGUGAAGUUAGCCAUGUGUUUUGAAUGGUUAGGUUUAGGGUGAAAGGCUGGGGAAAGGGUUAUGUCAUUGAGAGGUCCCCACAAAGAUAGAAAUACAAUGACAGUUUUUAUAGAAGAAGGAGCAAGUCCUAUUGCACUCAGUUCACCAUCAAAUUUCAGAAGGCUGUUUCACAAUGGGACCAAACUUGAGUUGGGACUUUUCCAGAACCCUCUGGAGUGCAGCAUGAAAGCGUUUCUGUGGCCCCUGGAAAGUCCAGCGAUCUUGCCUCGACUCUGGAGGCGAGAGAAUGGUGUGGCUUUCCUCUUCACGCCAUCGUCUCCUGCUCUGCUCUUCAUGUGCCAAACCUUCCGCCCAACAUGUGACCCAACCCGCCGACUGGGAUCUGAAUAUCAAGGAGACAGCGGCGAGCACUUUGAUAACGAUAAAGUAUUUUUUACUACAUGUUUCAGGUCUUUCUAAAUACAGUGACGAACCUUUAGCUCAGCUCAGCUAAGAACAGUUGGCGUCUUUUAUAAGUGAGUGAGGGAUGAAAGUACACGCACUCUCGGCGAGCCACCCAUCCAAAACUGUACAAAGUGUAUUUCUACUGUAAUUGUGAAAUUGUGUCAUACAAAUAUAUAUUAUAUAUAUGAAUAUAAAUAUGUACAUGACUCUACUAGACGGUCAUUUUGUUGCGGGGUCGCUGAGGUCACUGUACAAAAGCUGUGAAUGAAUUUCAAGACUCAUUUUUGUGAAUGUACUCAUGCUUUCUGCAGUUCCUUCACCUCCCAACUUGAAUGCUGCUUCUUCUGUUGUGUGUCGGGGAAAAAAAAAAAAAAAGUACUUUUAACCUCUGAAAAAAAAGAUAGAUUUUUAGCAACAGGACUAUUUAUUCUUUAUUUAUUUGCACAUGCAAGUUGAACUCCUUCCAGUUUUCAGUUUGAGUAUUACCGCGGAGAAGUAUAAUUGCCGAACUAUAUAAAUAAUAUAUAUCAUGUGUUUAGAAUGCAUUUUGCAGACGCUACCUGUACAUACUAUUUAAGAUACGGUUUUUACAAAAGAUCCUAAUAAUAUAUGUAUAAAAUUGAAAAAAUGCUGUGCAGCAACUGUACUGAAGCCAUUUUGGGCUUUGGGACGUACCAUUUUUUCAGUAUAUAAGAGGUGUUUUGAAUAAUGUACGAAAGUCUCUAUUGUACAAAUAAUAAAAAUGUCAC